Felis catus (domestic cat) is the source of this 1527-nucleotide messenger RNA. It is a transcript of the gene TPMT, whose product is annotated as thiopurine S-methyltransferase. Gene Ontology annotation, molecular function: thiopurine S-methyltransferase activity. The record is from RefSeq and is a predicted model, not a curated record. The transcript is spliced from 10 exons. Lineage: Eukaryota; Metazoa; Chordata; Mammalia; Carnivora; Felidae. The coding region runs from base 442 to 1224 and encodes 260 amino acids.
GGGCGCGGAGUCCCGGCCCUUCGGGCGCGAGGCGGCGCGGGAGCCAGCCGCGGGGUCCCUGUUGCGAGCUGCGCGCGAGAGAACUGCUUUAUGAGAGCUCAAGCUGAGGUUCCAGAGUUUCUUGCUGAAAAUGUAGAUGGCAACACUGCUCCUCUUUUUUGCUUUUCUGUACCCAAUGUAAUCAGAUACUUCCCCCGACCUCUCAGAAAACUGAAAGUCACCUCCUGACAUCAGCAGGACCUUGCAAAAGCAUUUGUUAACGAAUGUUGGCUGAGAAGUGAAUUUAUGUUCCCAGUUGCAAGGGAGGUGCCUUCUCCUUAAAUCCUAAGCACACUAGAACCAAACUUUGCAGUAAAGGGAACUUUUCCAGAAACACCUGCUCUUAUGUGAUGUUUACUAUUCUCAUUGAUAAAUCAUUAACUUAAACCCGCCAAUAGUAGCAUGCAUUUAAGGCAUCUGUUUGUAGGCAAAGGUGUGCAUGAAACUAUGGAUGAUACAAGCACUUUAAUUGAUGUUAAAGAGUACCCCGAUACCGAGGUACAGAAAAACCGAGUACUAACUCUGGAAGAAUGGCGAGAAAAGUGGGUGGACGGCAAAAUUGGAUUUCAUCAAGAACAAGGACAUCAAUUAUUAAAGAAGCAUUUGGAUACUUUCCUUAAAGGCGAGAAUGUUCUGAGAGUAUUUUUUCCUCUUUGUGGAAAAGCAGUUGAGAUGAAAUGGUUUGCGGACCGAGGACACUGUGUAGUGGGUGUGGAAAUCAGUGAGCUUGGGAUUCGGGAAUUUUUUACAGAGCAGAAUCUUUCUUACUCGGAAGAGCCCAUCAUGGAAAUUCCUGGAGCCAAAGUAUUCAAGAGUUCUUCAGGGAACAUUUCACUGUACUGUUGCAACCUUUUUGAUCUUCCCAGAGUGAACAUUGGCAAAUUUGACAGGAUCUGGGAUAGAGGAGCAUUAGUUGCCGUUAACCCAGGCGAUCGUAAAUGCUAUACAGAUAUAAUGCUGUCCCUAACGAGGAAAGGGUUUCGCUACCUCUUGGCUGUUCUUUCUUAUGAUCCCACUAAACAUCCAGGCCCACCGUUUUAUGUUCCAGAUGCUGAAAUUAAAAACUUGUUUGGUUCAACAUGCAACAUUCACUGCCUUGAGAAGGUUGAUGUUUUUGAAGAACGACAUAAAAGUUGGGGAAUUGACUACAUUGUUGAAAAGUUGUAUCUACUUACAGAAAAGUAAAUGAGACCAGUAAAAACAAGUAAUAUCAACAUGUUUUUGGGCAAUUGAUAGUCAUGCUAAGGCACGAAAAUAUACUGGAUGACUCUUGAGAAAAAGUUGUUCACAAAUCACAUAACAGAGCUUUGCUCAGAAAUAUGUAUAACUUUAUAGAAAAAAGUCAUAUAAAUAAGCUGGUAAAGUAGCUAUACAGGAGAGUGUGAUGGGAUGGUGAAAGAAUAUACCUGUUUUGCUUAGAAAUUACAAGAACUUUUUACAAUCGGCAUGUCUUAUAUAAUUUUAAAAAUUAAAAGUUUUAAAGGGGUA